AUGGCGUUCCUCGGUGAACUCAGCGUUGCUCUGCUCUGCCUCCUGAUCGUCUACUUCCUGUGCGUGCGGGACCGCAAGCGCUUGCCGCCGCUCGCGACGGAGAGCAUGUUUACAACAAUCGCAGCAUUGACGACCAGCGAUGCGCCCUGGUUCGUGCUGAGCCUGGCUCAAAAGUACCCUGGCCGCGUAUUCAGGAUGCGUGUACCGCAGUGGAGGCCGUGGGUAGUCAUCGCGGACGGGCCGACGGCGCGUGCGGUGCUGCGAGCAAGGGCCGCUGACAAACCAUCCCUCUACUCCAACUUCGAUGGCAUGACCGCGGGCUGGGCAAGCUUCUUCACCUCUCCCGAUGGGCCGCGGUGGGAGCAUGCUCGGAAGGGGGUCUCUCACGCGUUCACCAGCUCGCUCAUCCGGGACAAACUUGACGCCCUUCAAUCGUGCGCUGCGCUCGGCCUCCGGCUCGACGUGCUAUCAGCCUCUGGCGAGGAGUUUGAUGCCGCACAGCUAAUGAUCGAGUUGAUGAUCGACGUGCUGGGCGAGACAGUGCUGGCGGGGUUUGACUUUGGAAUGCUGCGUGGCGGCGGCGAUUCCUCAGGUAUGGGGCUGCGGUUUCUCGAGGCGGUCGAGCCGGCGCUAAUCGAGUACGCCCUAAAGCGCACAAACAACCCGCUCCGCAAGCUGAUGGCGUUUGCCAUCCCCGAGGCGCGCGCGGCAGGCCGCGCCGCAGUCGAGCUGAUGCGCAUCGCCAAUGAGGUCAUGGAAGAAUUCCGUUCUCGUCGCGAGGCGGCGGCGUCCGCUUCCGAGCGCGAGGAGCUUGACGCGACCAUAAUCGGGAAGCUCGUGAGCAACCCGAACUACGCGCACGAGCAAGAGCGCGCGGCGGACGUGGUGACGUUCCUGAUCGCGGGCCACGACACGACUGGCUUCACGCUCGCGUGGACAAUAUACGAGCUUGCGGCCCACCCGGAGAUCGCAGACCGGCUUGCUGCGGAUUUGCGCUCGAACAACGAGGUUACACCUGAGCACUCAGAGUACCUCGCCGCAGUGAUCAACGAGUCUAUGCGCCUCUGGCCCGUCGCUGCGAUGGGCUCACUCCGCGUGCUGGCCGAGGACCUGGCUCUCUCGGACGGUGCUGUCAUCCCCGCGGGUGCGAUUUGCUCCAUCCCUUUCCUGCCGGUCCAUCGGACGGCGCCGGUGCAGGACGCCGGAACCUUCAAACCAGAGCGAUGGCUGAAAAAUGUCGAGCCAUCGCUGAAGGAGAACUUCAUGCCCUUUUCAACUGGCCGGCGAAAUUGCGUCGGGCAGACGCUCGCGAUGGCGGAGCUCAAACGGUUCCUCGCCUUGAUUGUCACCGGAUACAAGCUGGAGCUGGUUCGGCCUCCGAAGUCCGACUACUUCUUGACCCUGAAGCCCGCCGAUGGCCGCUUGCGCGUGAGCAGGCGCCCCCCCAUGUCGCAUUGA
Molecule: messenger RNA, 1458 nt
Organism: Emiliania huxleyi CCMP1516
Lineage: Eukaryota; Haptophyta; Isochrysidales; Noelaerhabdaceae
Exons: 1
Coding region: 1-1458 (485 amino acids)
Molecular function (GO): oxidoreductase activity, acting on paired donors, with incorporation or reduction of molecular oxygen; heme binding; iron ion binding
Source: RefSeq, a predicted model, not a curated record